Messenger RNA from Etheostoma spectabile (orangethroat darter), 987 nucleotides. RefSeq names its product uridine phosphorylase 1-like. The record is from RefSeq and is a predicted model, not a curated record. Gene Ontology annotation, molecular function: uridine phosphorylase activity. Gene Ontology annotation, biological process: uridine catabolic process; nucleotide catabolic process. Gene Ontology annotation, cellular component: cytoplasm; cytosol. NCBI's taxonomy places the organism in Eukaryota, Metazoa, Chordata, Actinopteri, Perciformes, Percidae.
CUUUUCUUUUUCAGGAAGAUGAAUUCAAAGGACGACAAGAAGACCGAUUUAUGCACCAGGCCUGUUUUUGUGCAUAACCCACUGGACGCACUGAAAGAUGACGUCCUCUACCACUUUGGUUUAGGAACUGGAACUCACGACCUUCCAACUAUGUUUGGUGAUGUCAAAUUUGUGUGUGUUGGGGGCAGUCCUUGGAGAAUGAAAGCCUUCACUGAGUACAUUGCUGCUGAGCUCGGUAUGGAAGACCCCAAUUCAGAGUACCCAAACAUCUGUGCUGGAACAGACCGCUAUGCUAUGUACAAAGUUGGCUCUGUACUGUCUGUCAGUCAUGGGAUGGGCAUCUCAUCUAUUGCCAUAAUGUUGCAUGAGCUAAUAAAGCUCCUCCAUCACGCCAAUUGCACAGAUGUUACAAUUAUACGCAUUGGGACAUCAGGUGGAAUAGGGCUUAAGCCUGGCACAGUUGUUGUUACCAAGCAGUCUAUGGAUGCCACCUUCCUGCCCAAGUUUGAGCAGGUGAUCCUGGGGAAGACUGUGGUGCGCAAUACCGAUCUGGACCAAAGCCUGGCUGAGGAGUUGUUGCAGUGCAGCAAAGAGCUGAACCAGUUUGAGACAGUGAUAGGCAACACCAUGUGUACACUGGAUUUCUACGAAGGGCAAGCCCGUUUGGAUGGUGCUUUCUGCUCCUACACUGAGAAGGAUAAACAGAACUACCUCAGUAAAGCCAGUGAAGCAGGAAUCUGCAACAUUGAAAUGGAGUCAUCAGUUUUUGCUGCAAUGUGCAAGCUGAGUGGUCUACGAGCGGCUGUGGUUUGUGUGACAUUACUGGAUCGGCUGAAGGGGGAUCAGCUGAACGAGUCUCAAGAAGUUCUUCACAGUUACCAACAACGUCCUCAGAUACUGGUUGGCUACUACAUUAGGAAACAAUUGAAGGCCAAAGCAGCAUGUAGCUAAGUGCAAUAGCUAUUACACUGAUAUGCAAGCAUUCAU